Striga hermonthica is the source of this 1074-nucleotide messenger RNA. Lineage: Eukaryota; Viridiplantae; Streptophyta; Magnoliopsida; Lamiales; Orobanchaceae. The record is from the annotation of a GenBank genome assembly.
AUGGCAUCCAAUCCCAAUUACUCUAUCCCCGCGUUCGGAGGUGGGCCUACACCCACCGUCCACCUCGGCCCCACCACCGCCGCCGUCGUGCUCCGCCUGAGCGACGCCCUCCGCCGCCGCUUUCAUCUGGGCCUCCUCCUCCGCUCCUCCCUCAAGGUUAUGUGUCGUGAGAAGGCCCUCCGAAUCACAGGCGUUGAUUGUUUCCAAUGCUCAUUCGGUGCUCUCUCAAAUACAUUGAUGGGCUUUAGUUUUUUCAAUGGAGAUGAAGGUGUAAAUAGGAAAGGUCUCGGGAAGCCACAACCUAUAUCAUCAAGAAGAAACUUAUUCGAUGGGAGGAAAUGGACCCACAUCAUUCUUGCAGCCAAUGUCCUAGUAUAUAUAGCACAGUAUUUUUCAGAUGGCAAGCUAUUGUACUGGGGAGCCAAGAUUAAUGGUCUCAUUAGUAAAGGGCAGCUGUGGAGGCUUGUUACAUCGUCCUUCUUGCACGCAAAUUUGGGGCACCUGCUGAUCAAUUGCUAUUCUUUGAACUCAGUUGGUCCCACUGUUGAGAAGAUAUGUGGUCCCAAAAGAUUUCUAGCGAUAUACAUUACCUCGGCAAUCACAAGUUCAGCAAUGAGUUAUUUUUUAUGCAAAGCACCAGCAGUUGGUGCAUCAGGAGCCAUCUUUGGAUUGGUUGGGUCAUUUGCUAUGUUUGUACUGAGGCACAGGGGUAUGGUAAAAGGCACUGAGGCCGAUCUAAAACAUAUUGCUCAAGUGAUUGUUUUAAACAUGACUAUUGGGCUGCUAUCUCAAGGCAUUGACAACUGGGGACAUUUUGGAGGGUUGAUAGGUGGAGCAGCAGUUUCAUGGCUUGUAGGGCCUGCAUGGACAUUUGAGUCUGUUUCAUAUGAUGGGAGAAAAGGGGCACGGUCGCGGGCGUGCUGGCGCUGGGGCGCUCGGGCUCGACUGCUGGAAAUCACGGGCGUGUGCGCUAGUUGGGGCCUGAGAGCGGCUGGGCGCGUGCGAUACUGGCCUGGGCCCUGGGCGUGCUGCUGGCUGGGAGCUGCGGACUACGCGGGCGGCUGCCAGUGCUAG